Messenger RNA from Pseudomassariella vexata, 1617 nucleotides. RefSeq names its product butyryl-CoA dehydrogenase. The coding region runs from base 176 to 1528 and encodes 450 amino acids. NCBI's taxonomy places the organism in Eukaryota, Fungi, Ascomycota, Sordariomycetes, Amphisphaeriales, Pseudomassariaceae. Gene Ontology annotation, biological process: fatty acid beta-oxidation using acyl-CoA dehydrogenase; butyrate catabolic process. The transcript has a single exon. The record is from RefSeq and is a predicted model, not a curated record. Gene Ontology annotation, molecular function: flavin adenine dinucleotide binding.
UGUCGUCAUCCAAUGAGUGCCUGCUCACAGACACACAAUUGUCAUAGAAGAAGCGUGUUUACUAAGCAUGAUCAGCUACAUCCAGGAGGUAAACGAAAAGUUGAAAAAGAAGCGGUAUAUCCUAUAAGUAUAUGAGGCGGCUAAGAUUGAGUAUUGAGAACCGGGCUUCUGAAACAUGGAAUUCAAUCUUCCCCCUUGUAUUACAUCCUACCUUUCAGAACUCGACACCUUCAUCCGUGCCAAAAUCUUACCUCUACAGCACAGGGAUGACAAUAACAGAUUCUUCGAUCACCGGCGAGAGACAUCGCGGACACAAUGGGACAACCAUGGUCUUCCCGCGCCUGAGUGGGAAGAUCUACUCCACAAAGCUCGACAACUAAGUGAUGAAGCCGGCUUCUAUCGCUUUGCCUUACCUCGAGCCUACGGUGGCUCGGAGUCGGCAGAUUUGAAUCUCACAAUGUGCGCGAUUCGAUUACACCUUGCCAGCCACCCAGAAUAUGGAGGAGGGUUGAGUCUCGCCAACGAUCUACAAAACGAGCACUCGGUCGUUGCGAACGCGCCGGACCUGAUAAUGCUGCACCACUACGGUACACCUGAGCAGCGUGAAAUCUUCAUCCCGGCCAGGUUAAGAGGCGACUUUCGCAUGACAUUUGGGUUAACUGAGAUUCAUCACGGAAGCGACGCAACGCACAUGGACACGACGGCAAAACCUAUCAUCCUCGAAGGGGGAGCAAAGGGGUUCGAGAUCAAUGGGAACAAGAAAUGGCAGACGGGCAUGCACACAGCAACGCACAUGCUCGUCUUCGCCCGCACGAGCGGCAAGGCCGGAUCGGCCAAGGGCAUCACAGCCUUCAUCGUCCCCAUCUCGACGCCCGGACUUAAGAUCGAAAGUUUCGAGUGGACGAUGAACAUGCCGACAGAUCACGCAACCGUCUCGCUCACAGACGUGCGUGUGCCCGCUUCGGCGACAUUAGGGCCUUUUGACGGGGGGCUGGCCAUCGCACAAACGUUCACGCACGAAAACCGCAUUCGACAAGCUGCUUCGUCGUGUGGUGCGGCGCGGUACUGUGUCGACCGCAGUGUGGCGUACGCAAAGGAGCGGAAGACGUUUGGCAGGCCGCUGGCGAGUAACCAGGGAAUCCAGUUCCCGCUGGUAGAGCAAUAUGCGCAGUGCGAAAUGUUGCGUCUGCUGAUUCUGAAGACGGCAUGGGAAAUGGAUAAGCUGGUUGUGCUGGCGCGGGAUCCGAACGAAAACCCGGAUGGAGUUCCGUCGUGGGUGCUGAUCGAGAAGAGGUUGGGCCAUCAGAUUGCCGCGUGUAAUUUCACUGCGAAUAGGUUGGCGACGACGGCGGCCGAUACGGCGAUUCAGGUCCAUGGGGGGAAUGGUUACAGUCGGCACUUGCCAUUUGAGCAUAUUUGGAGGCAUUUCAGACGGUAUCGCAUUACAGAGGGGAGCGACGAGAUUCAGAUGAGGCGGGUUGGCCGUUGGUUGUUUGGGUUGCAGGGAUCUGCACUGCCGAAGUUGUAAGUAAAUACCAUGGUACGACAAAUGUGACCGAUGUGACCUCAAGCCCUCGCAACGUGCUGGUUGUUGGUUCCGCGGUACCUCAUGCUCUC